This is a messenger RNA of Heterotrigona itama, 279 nucleotides long. Lineage: Eukaryota; Metazoa; Arthropoda; Insecta; Hymenoptera; Apidae. The record is from the annotation of a GenBank genome assembly.
AUGGCGGUUGGUCUGUGGCAAGAUAAGUAAUAAAACCGAUAUCGAUAUUGUUGGAUCCAUUGGGAAAGUAGACGUGGAAUAUUAGGAGAACAGCGCAGGAACGUCGAAAAAACAGCGCUCGCUUUGAUUACAAAUCUCACGGCGAAGAUGUCCGAAGAUAGCGAAAGAAUAUUCGAGCACCCCAAUGGGGCCCCAUUAGGAUCCAAAGGUAGUUGGGCCAGUCCUCCUAUAUCUGACUGUCCUUCUUUCUCUCUUAUUCUCUCGAUGAAUCCAUGGUAG